AACAAUUGUGCGUUGGCCUUCAUGAACCAAGUUCGUGAAUCGAUUGUGCGUUAACCCUAAAGAAGAGAACAUCAACAUAGAAAUAAUAAAAAAAAUAAUAUUCACAAAUAAUUAUAUUCAAGAAUAAUAAAUUAAUAACUAUUAGUUUUUAUAUAUACUAGGAAAAAUGGCACAUUAUAAAGGAGCAGCAAGUGAAGCUGGGCGAGCAAUGCAAUUAAUGAAAAAACGUGAGAUUGCACAACAGGAAAUUGAAUAUCGAAAGAAAAAAAUUGAAGAUGAUCUUAAAAUUCAUAAUAUUGAAAAUAAAUUCGCGACACAUUAUAAUGCUGUUGAACAGCAACUUAAGUCAACUACUAUUGGCCUCGUUACUUUGAAUGAGAUGAAAGCUAAACAGGAAAAUAUCGUCAGAGAAAGAGAGAGAAAGCUUGCUCAAAAGGAGAGGGAGAAAGAAAAGGAAAAAGAAGAAGCUCUAGUUGCUAAACAAUUGGAAAAAAGUAAGCAAAAAAAACAAAUUCAAGCUCUAUCAUUCAAUCCUGAUGAUGAUGAUGAUGAUGAUCAUGAUGAAGAUUUUGAAGAUGAUGAAUGUGAACCGAAAAUAAAGAAAAUUAAAAAAAAUCCUGACGUAGAUACAAGUUUUUUACCCGACAGAGAAAGAGAAGAAGAAGAAAACCGAUUAAGAGAAGAAUUAAGACAAGAAUGGGCAACAAAACAACAGGCUCUUAAAGAAGAAGAAAUUGAAAUUAUUUUUAGUUAUUGGGAUGGCUCUGGGCAUAGACGCAGUGUUACAAUGAAAAAAGGAAAUUCCAUUUACCAACUACUACAGAGAUGUUUAGAAGUUCUGAAAAAAGAAUUUAGCGAAUUGAAGACAAUAAUGGCUGAUCAAUUAAUGUAUGUAAAAGAAGAUUUGAUUCUUCCACAUCAUUAUACUUUCUACGAUUUUAUAGUUGCAAAAGCUAGAGGCAAAAGUGGACCUUUAUUUACCUUUGAUGUACAUGAUGAUGUUCGAGUAUUACAUGAUGCUUCAAUUGAAACAGAAGAAUCACAUGCUGGAAAAGUCUUAUUACGAUCUUGGUAUGAGAGAAACAAGCAUAUAUUUCCUGCAAGCAGAUGGGAACCUUUUGAUCCAACUAAAACCUACGAUAAAUAUACUGUAUCUGAUAAAAGUAAAAAGAAAGAAAAGAUGUAACAGCAAGUGUAUUCAAAAAUUAAAAUGCAAUGUAAUAAAUACCUUACUUUUAAAUACUUUUAUUAAAUAUUAAAA
Leptopilina boulardi is the source of this 1261-nucleotide messenger RNA. RefSeq names its product protein FAM50 homolog. The transcript is spliced from 4 exons. Gene Ontology annotation, cellular component: nucleus. Gene Ontology annotation, biological process: chromatin organization. Lineage: Eukaryota; Metazoa; Arthropoda; Insecta; Hymenoptera; Figitidae. Bases 167 to 1186 code for a protein of 339 amino acids. The record is from RefSeq and is a predicted model, not a curated record.